AUGAGCACGAUAGAGGAGCGCAGUGAGUCUGGAGACCGCGGUUCCAGUCCCAGUUCGAGAGACAGUUCGAUGGACGAUGAUGAGCACACUCCCGACCACGAUUCGCUGGGCCGUUCUGCCGAUGACAAUAGCAAUAUUGCGGCCGCGUUCGCCAGCUUAACAUCCGAUCAUAAAGAUGACAUCGUCGUCGGCGAAGCAUUCGUCGACCCGGUACUAACUCGCAAUACCGGCUCUAUUCCACCCGAAGACUGGCGGUGGCCGUUGAGCACCUGGGAGAUAGUCAACAAGAAAAAUAUAAAUCCUCUGCCCCAUAUAACCGCCGUGCCUGUAGUCGGCCUCGAUGAGCAAAAUCAAACUGCCGUACUUCAAGCAACAGACGUACCUCAGUUAAUCCCCAAUGCUUCACAUCCAAUAUCCCAGCAUCCGCUAUCUCUUCGUACAACGUCUCCACGUCCAAUACCUAGGAGGAAAAGGUGUAAAUUCGGAGAACGAUUUAGGCGUAAGCGAGCUGAGCCCAUAGAGCCCAGCCCAUCGCUGGAAGACAUCAUCAGGAUACCCGAAGCUGUACCCCGGCAACGCGCCGCCGAGCUUCUCAAUACACUCAUUCUCGCUAGAUAUACUCAUAGUCGAGGCAUAUCCACGGAACCAACCACAGCAUCGCCUAUGAUAGUACCCCAGGAGCCUGAUGGUAUUCUCCAGCAACACGCUACUGACCUCCACAAUGCUCUUGAACGGCUCGAAGCGCUCGAAUCCGCCCAUGAGAGGGAGGAGGAAUCUUUAUCUAGCGGGGGAAAGUCCUUUUGGUCCCAGUUUUCUUGUUUUCGAUAG
Molecule: messenger RNA, 828 nt
Organism: Alternaria atra
Lineage: Eukaryota; Fungi; Ascomycota; Dothideomycetes; Pleosporales; Pleosporaceae
Exons: 1
Coding region: 1-828 (275 amino acids)
Source: RefSeq, a predicted model, not a curated record